AUGGACACUGCCGAAGCCACUCGGCGUUGCUCCCAUCGUGGCCACGGCCUUGUCCACGGCCCCAUCCGCGCCCCCGCGACGCUGGCCUCCCGCCGCCACUGCCGCUCGCCCGCUGGUGCCUCAUCGCGCGCGCACGCGUCGCGCCAUCCGCGCCUCGCGGAUGGCCGCCUCUGCUCCCCCUCGACACGCUCACCGCGGCCCCCACACUGGCCCUCACCCGCGCCGGCCUGCACUCGCGCGUGGCCUCGCCCUACUGCUGCUCGCGCUACCUCCCGCUCCCUGGCACAGCCCCGCGCGCGCCCGUGCCGCGCCGUGCGCCGUGGCUGCUGCCGCUCCUCCCCUACUCUGCUCUGCUGCUCUGCCAUGCUGCGCGCUGCCGUCACCACCGUCGCCUCGCCCCCUGCUUGCCCGCACGCAUCCGCUCCUGCUGAUGUUGCAGCCACCCCGUGCCUCCCCGUCUGCGCCGCUGGUCGCCGUCGCUCCGACCAGCCAGCGCGCCGCCCCGCUCCCCACGUCGCCCGCUCGCGACCACCACCGCCCCGCGCCGUCCCGCUGCAGUUCGCCGGACCCGCCGCUUGCCUCCGCCUCGCUUCCAGUUGCCCGCUGCGGCUCCUCGCGCGCACGUCGCCCCGGUCGCCGUCUCUACUCGAGACUGCCCGCGGGGACCCCGCCGGCCACCGCGGCCAUCUGCGCCAGCCUCCCGCUCCAGUUCCACCCCUCCGCCGCUUCCCCUGGCCGGCGUCAUGCGCGCCGACGGCCGUGCCGAUGGCCUCGCCCGAACCAGCGCUUGGGCUCGCCCCUAGACGCCACAUCAGCGCCCGGUCGCCACCGCCGCCGAAGCCCGCCCGGGCCCGGGGCAAGCCCUCCCGGCCUGCGAGCCCUGCCCGCGCCUCCUCCGCACCCCCGGCUGCCCUCGCCGUCCCGCGCCGCCGCGGCUCCCCCGCCGCCCGCCGCCCUACGCCGGACGCCGCAGCGCCUGUCGCCGCGCGCCGCCGCCUCCUGUCGCCGGCACCACGCCCCUCCACCGCCGUCCUCCGCGCCUUCUUCCUCCUCCGACGCCGGCCGCCGCCCCUCUCCUCCGGCCUCCUCCAGCUCCGGCCAUCGGCGAGCCCGAGCUUGAGCCCCGAUCGGAUAUGA
Molecule: messenger RNA, 1137 nt
Organism: Aegilops tauschii subsp. strangulata
Lineage: Eukaryota; Viridiplantae; Streptophyta; Magnoliopsida; Poales; Poaceae
Source: RefSeq, a predicted model, not a curated record